UCUAGGGUUUUCGUUAGAACGGCGAAAAGAUGUUCGGUAGAGGACCCUCGAAGAAGAGCGACAACACUAAGUUCUACGAGAUCUUAGGUGUUCCUAAGAGCGCAUCACCAGAAGAUCUCAAGAAAGCUUACAAAAAAGCCGCUAUCAAGAACCAUCCUGAUAAGGGUGGAGAUCCCGAGAAGUUCAAAGAGUUAGCACAAGCUUAUGAAGUUCUUAGUGACCCGGAGAAGCGUGAGAUUUAUGACCAGUAUGGAGAGGAUGCACUCAAGGAAGGAAUGGGUGGUGGAGGAGGUGGACAUGAUCCAUUUGAUAUUUUCUCAUCCUUCUUUGGUAGAAGCCCCUUUGGAGAUGGUGGUAGCAGCCGGGGAAGGAGGCAGAGGCGUGGUGAGGAUGUUGUUCAUCCUUUGAAGGUUUCUCUUGAGGAUGUUUACCUUGGAACAAUGAAGAAGCUCUCACUUUCUAGGAAUGCUCUCUGCUCAAAGUGUAACGGAAAGGGGUCAAAAUCUGGAGCCUCCAUGAAAUGUGGUGGAUGUCAAGGUUCUGGUAUGAAGGUGUCAAUUAGGCAGCUCGGACCUGGAAUGAUCCAGCAGAUGCAGCAUGCAUGUAAUGAAUGCAAAGGAACAGGUGAGACCAUCAAUGAUCGCGACAGAUGUCCGCAAUGCAAAGGAGACAAGGUGAUUCCUGAGAAGAAGGUGCUUGAAGUGAAUGUGGAGAAGGGAAUGCAACACAGUCAGAAGAUCACAUUCGAAGGACAAGCAGAUGAAGCGCCUGACACUGUCACUGGAGAUAUAGUGUUUGUCCUUCAGCAGAAAGAGCACCCAAAGUUCAAGAGAAAGGGAGAAGACCUCUUUGUGGAGCACACACUUUCUCUAACAGAAGCUUUAUGUGGCUUUCAAUUUGUUCUGACUCACUUGGAUGGCAGAAAUCUUCUCAUUAAAUCUAAUCCUGGAGAGGUCGUGAAACCUGAUUCAUACAAGGCAAUUAGCGAUGAAGGAAUGCCGAUAUACCAGAGGCCAUUCAUGAAGGGUAAGCUCUACAUCCACUUCACAGUGGAGUUCCCAGACUCGCUGAGCCCUGAUCAAACCAAAGCACUGGAAGCUGUGCUGCCUAAACCCUCAACAACUCAAUUGAGUGACAUGGAGAUAGAUGAAUGCGAGGAGACCACGCUCCACGAUGUCAACAUUGAGGAUGAAAUGAGGAGGAAAGCACAAGCUCAAAGAGAGGCUUACGAUGAUGACGAUGAAGAUGAUGACCAUCCAGGUGGUGCUCAAAGGGUGCAAUGUGCUCAGCAUGUAUUGGAGUCUUAUGGGAGUUUGGUACGGUUUAAGAAUUUGCCCACUUCGUCUCUGCUUCUCCUCCUCUUAUCACUCUUCUUCUUACCUGCUUUACACGCAACUUCUUUCUCCUACUGCGAUAAGCGGCUCGAUCCCGUUAAGGUCACGGGUGUGAAGAUCUCUCCUGACCCUGUUGUGAGUGGUGAAGCGGCAACAUUUAAGAUUUUGGGUUCUACUGGCGAAGACAUCUCUGGAGGAAAAGUAGUGAUCAGGGUUUCAUACUUUGGGAUUCCUGUCCAUACCGAAACUCAUGACCUCUGCGAGGAGACGGCCUGUCCGAUUGCACCAGGCAGCUUUGUGCUUUCUCAUUCCCAAACACUCCCCUCAAUUACACCACCUGGCACUUACACGCUUAAGAUGACAAUCAACGAUAAGAAUGGCGGAAGACUAACCUGCAUCAGCUUCAAAUUCAAGAUUGCAUUAGGUUCCGCGGUCUUUGCUAGUUAAGUUUUAUGGUGUAAAUUGUGUCUUUGUGAAUCUCUCUCUCUCUCGUUCACUUUUGUGGUGUCCAAAUAAAGAAUGCUCUUUUGAGACUUGAGAUGAUCUACAUGAAACAGAGUCACAGACCAAUCUCUCUACCGUUUCCACUGCACAAGUUAGCAGUCAUCAAUAUACUAAUCAAGUUAAA
Messenger RNA from Arabidopsis arenosa, 1962 nucleotides. Lineage: Eukaryota; Viridiplantae; Streptophyta; Magnoliopsida; Brassicales; Brassicaceae. The record is from the annotation of a GenBank genome assembly.